AUGCCCGAUCGGUCGCUGGAGCUGUACCUGGCGCAGCACUACUACUCUGGCCCCAAGUCCGAGGCCAUCCUCAAUAAAUACGGCGACGACGGCCGGAAAAAGAAGAAGAAGAAGAAGCAUACUGAAGGCGGCGAUGCACUGACCAUCAAGGACGACUCGUCGGUGUGGUUCGGCGAGGAGCAGGAAGGCGACGAGGAUGUCGCCCCCGAGGCCGUCGAAGUCAAAGAGGCGCCUGCCCCAGUCGCUACGACCAAGUCACAAGGGUGGAAGAAUGUACGCGAAGGCGAGGCUGUGCUGCCGCCGACCGAAGCGCCACCCUCCGCGCCCCGCGAAGAGCAAGAUACCCCCGCGCCCCCCCCCAUCAAGGCCGGCCUGAUGAGCGGUGCGCAGCUGCGUGCGCAGCGUGAAGCACGCGAGGCCGCCGAGCGUGCCGAGCGGGAGCGCGAAGCGGCCGAGGCGGCCGAAGCCCCCCCCCAAGAGACCGUGUACCGUGACGCGUCCGGGCGCAAGAUCGAUGUCGAGGAAGAAGAAGCGCGCAUCCGUGAGGAGCAUCUGCGUGCCGAGGCCAAGAAGAAAGAGCGUGAGCAGUGGAACCAAGGCCUGGUCCAGCGGCGCGAGCGCGAGGCGCAGCGGAGCGAGCUGGAGGCUGUGCAAAAAGAAGGUGUUGCGAGGCACGCAAACGACGCGCGUAUGAACGACGUGCUGAAAGAGCGCACGCGCUGGGACGACCCUGCGGCGGCCUUUUUGACGCGGCGCUCCGGCCCCCGUGUGACGCGGCCGCAGUACACCGGCCCACCGCCUCCCCCCAACCGCUUCGGCAUCAAGCCUGGGUACCGCUGGGACGGCGUUGACCGUGGCAAUGGCUUCGAAAGCAAGCUCUUCCUCAAGAUCAACAGCAGCCAGCGCCUCCAGAGCGAAUUUCAGGCCUGGUCCUCCGAGGAUAUGUAG
Malassezia japonica is the source of this 948-nucleotide messenger RNA. It is a transcript of the gene CWC26, whose product is annotated as Pre-mRNA-splicing factor cwc26. Gene Ontology annotation, molecular function: RNA binding. Gene Ontology annotation, biological process: mRNA splicing, via spliceosome. Lineage: Eukaryota; Fungi; Basidiomycota; Malasseziomycetes; Malasseziales; Malasseziaceae. The record is from RefSeq and is a predicted model, not a curated record. Gene Ontology annotation, cellular component: U2-type spliceosomal complex; RES complex. The transcript has 2 exons. The coding region runs from base 1 to 948 and encodes 315 amino acids.